AUGGUGCUGCUGUUCCAGCGCAAGGACUCGGUGCUGAGCGAGGAGUCGAAGCGGUUUCUCAACUCGCUGCCCUCGACGUUCAUCAACCUGUUCCGCAAGCGGCGUCAGCUGCUGCCCGUGUGGAGCUCGCACAAGUACUGCGCCAUGAUCAAGUCCACGUACCUCGUCUACUACCGAGCCACCAAGCCGGAAGACGCCGGGGUGCCCGGAUUCUGGCAGCAGCACACGCUCAAGUACCUGAACCUGCAGAACUGCAAGAUCAAGCUUAUCGACGACGACUCGGCCGGCUACGUGUUCUGCAUCACGCCCGAGUCCGGCAAGGGCGCGAUAUACUUCGCCGCCGACACGGACAAGGACCGCGCCAAGUUCGCAGCUCAGGCCGCUGCAGUACAGCACCGACUGCCGUCUCUGAGCGAGUUCACGACGCUCAAGCUGCUCGGUCGCGGCCACUACGGACGCGUGAUCUUGGCGUCGUACGCCGCUGACCAGCAGCUGUACGCCAUCAAGGAGAUGAAGCUGGGCCAGGUGAAGGCGAAGGUGGUGUUCGCUGAGCGCUCGGUCAUGGAGUGGGUGGGCGACCACCCGUUCGUGAUGGGGCUGGACUACGCACUGGCCCGGGGUCGCUCGGUGUUCCUCAUCUCCAAGUUCAUGCAGGGAGGCGACCUCUUCCUGCACAUGCAGAACAGCGGCGGCAGCUUCAAGGAGGACGCCGUGCGCUUCUACGCCGCUGAGCUGCUGCUGGCGCUCGAGCACAUGCACAACAUGUGCAUCCUGCACCGCGACAUCAAGCCCGAGAACGUGCUGCUGGACAGCGAGGGGCACAUCAAGCUGGCGGACAUGGGGCUGGCCAAGCGCUUGGAGUCGAAGGCUGGACGCACCAAGACAAUGUGCGGCACGGACACGUAUCUGCCGCCGGAGAUGGUGGGCCGCUACCCUGGCGGUCACGGCUUGCCCGUCGACUUGUGGCAGUUCGGCUGCAUCCUCUUCGAGCUGCGAGCCGGGUAUCCGCCGUUCUACCUGCCCCAGUCCAGCCAGAAGAGCACGCACCAGCGGAUCCUGUACCAACCGGUGCGCUACCCGAACAACAUGUCGCCCGAGCUCAAGAGUUUGCUGGUGGCGUUGCUCGAGAAGCGUCAGGACGACCGACUGGGCGCCCGUGGGGGGAUCGCAGACAUCAAGGCGCACGAGUUCUUCGCCGGCAUUGACUGGGACCAAGUGUUGAAGCGUCAGCUCAAGCCGCCACUUGUGCCGGGCCCUGCAGGUGAGAACCUCGUGGCCAACUUCGACCCGCACUUCACGGAGCAACCGCACACAAUCUACGCGCCCGAGGAGAUCGCGAGCUGCUUUGAACGGGACUUCGCUGGCUUCGACUACGUGCGUCAGCUGAGUGCAGGAGCUGCUGCUAGCACUGGUCGCCCUGCUGCGAAGAUGUCGGCGUCGUCGGCGUCGACUGUGUCGAGUCGUUCGAGCUUCAAGGAUGGCAUUGAUGACUUCGAGGCCAGCGCAUCGCCUGCCAACCAAGACCAGCAGUGUGAAGACGACAAGCCGGAGUUGGAACUCGAGGCGGAGCUUGAGGUCGACUCGGUUCGGAUCAAGAUCUGA
Phytophthora sojae is the source of this 1602-nucleotide messenger RNA. RefSeq lists its product as hypothetical. The record is from RefSeq and is a predicted model, not a curated record. The transcript has a single exon. NCBI's taxonomy places the organism in Eukaryota, Oomycota, Peronosporomycetes, Peronosporales, Peronosporaceae. Gene Ontology annotation, biological process: protein phosphorylation. Bases 1 to 1602 code for a protein of 533 amino acids. Gene Ontology annotation, molecular function: ATP binding; protein serine/threonine kinase activity.